Messenger RNA from Miscanthus lutarioriparius, 1437 nucleotides. The record is from the annotation of a GenBank genome assembly. NCBI's taxonomy places the organism in Eukaryota, Viridiplantae, Streptophyta, Magnoliopsida, Poales, Poaceae.
AUGCAGCCGCCGCACCAGCCGCCGAUGAACGGGCAACACGGCCCGCCUCCGCCGCAGGGAUCCGGGGCGCCCACGCCUCCGCAGCAGCAGGUGCCCCCGCCGCCGUACUACCAGCAGCAGCCGCCGCCGCCGCCGUCGCAGUACUACCAGCAGGCCCCCCCGCAGCCGUGGGGGCAGCAGCAGCAGUACGCUCCACCGCCGCAGCAGUACCCGCCUCAGACGCAGCAGUACGCGCCACCACCGCAGCAGUACGCCCCUCCGCCGCAGCAGCAGUACGCUCCUCCGCCGCCGCAGCAGUACGCUCCUCCGCCGCCGCAGUACGCGCAGCCACCGCAGUAUGGGCCCACGCCGGGAAGCGGUGAGGUCAGGACGCUGUGGAUCGGGGAUCUUCAGUACUGGAUGGACGAGAACUACCUCCACUACACUGCCUUCGGGCCCGUGAGCCAACAGAUUGCCUCUGUAAAAAUUAUAAAGAACAAGCAGACUGGGCAUUCAGAAGGUUAUGGUUUUAUUGAGUUUUACUCUCGAGCUGCUGCAGAACAUACUCUGAUGAACUUCAAUGGGCAGAUGAUGCCGAAUGUUGAGAUGGCUUAUAAGCUGAACUGGGCUUCUGCUAGCACUGGGGAUAAGCGUGGAGAUAGUGGUUCUGAUCACACAAUAUUUGUUGGUGAUUUGGCUCCUGAUGUUACUGACUUCAUGUUGGAAGAUGUGUUCAGAGCUAACUACCCUUCAGUUAGAGGAGCUAAAGUAGUUGUUGAUAGGGUCACUGGACGGCCCAAAGGAUAUGGUUUCGUGCGUUUUGGAGAUCUGAAUGAGCAGGCACGCGCUAUGACCGAGAUGAAUGGAAUGAUGUUAUCUACAAGGCACAUGAGGAUUGGUGCUGCAGCUAACAAGAAGAAUACGGAUGCUCAGCAGACAUAUGCAACUAACGGAGCAUACCAGAGCUCUCAAGGAAAUUCUUCAGAGAAUGAUCCCAACUAUACAACAGUCUUUGUGGGUGGGUUAGAUUCCAAUGUAGAUGAGGAGUAUCUAAGGCAAAUUUUUACUCCAUACGGAGAAAUUUCCUUUGUGAAGAUUCCUGUAGGCAAGCAUUGUGGAUUUGUUCAAUUUACCAGCAGGUCAUGUGCUGAGGAAGCCAUCCAAAUGCUGAAUGGGAGUCAGAUUGGUGGGCAGAAAGUUAGGCUUUCAUGGGGCCGUACUCCUCAAAACAGACAGGCUUCUCAGCAAGAUGCCAACAGCCAGUAUAAUGGGAACAGCUAUUAUGGAUACCAACAGCAGGGUUAUGAAGGUUAUGGCUAUGCUGCACCCAAUACACAAGACCCAAGCAUGCAAAACUACUAUGGAUACCCUGGUUAUGGUAACUAUGAGCAGCAGCAGCAGCAGCAGCCAACACAGGAACAGCAGCAGCAGCAGCAGCCUCCGCCUCCACAGCAGUGA